UGCCCCAUCCCUGAUCCCGGCAUUCCUGCCUGCUGUUGUCAGGACAGGCUGCAUGCCAUAUGGGAUGUAGCCAAGGUAGCAAACCACCCCGAGAAAGUUUUCCAGGGGUUGUAGAGAUCUUAGCUCUUGGGUAAACAAGUUUGGCUGCUGGUUGCUGACUCAGGAAUUUAUAGCGACCUGGACUCUGUGUGACAGAUUGUUCUUUGUCAAAUUUGUUAUGGUUUGCUGUCAUGAUGGAUGCAAUCAGUUCAAGACUUAUGAUUCUUACUGGAGCUUUCAUCCAAAAUGGGAACGGAGGGAGCGGCAGUGUUAUCAAACUGGGUUCCUCCCGACUCAUCGAUAUGGACAAUCCACCCAACUCUCGCAUCUUCAUCGUCUGCAGUAAGAAUCACACGGAAGCUGAGCUCAAGUAUGCCUUCGAGAAGUUCGGAGACAUGGAAGACAUCUGGCUGGUGAAGGAUAAGACAGACAGUCCCCAGACUGUGUACAUCUGGGCUGCAUAUGGAGGGUUUGGGGUGACCCACUUUCCCCAUGUCAAACCAGGGGUGAUUGCCCUGAUGUGGCUGGACACCCCCACAGCACCCAUCAACAUACAGGCAUGA
Branchiostoma belcheri (Belcher's lancelet) is the source of this 602-nucleotide messenger RNA. RefSeq lists its product as uncharacterized. The transcript has 3 exons. The record is from RefSeq and is a predicted model, not a curated record. NCBI's taxonomy places the organism in Eukaryota, Metazoa, Chordata, Leptocardii, Amphioxiformes, Branchiostomatidae. Gene Ontology annotation, molecular function: nucleic acid binding. Bases 231 to 602 code for a protein of 123 amino acids.